CUGCCAAUGCCAAAGCUUAACCUAGCUAGAUGAUGAAAGGUCCUCUCUUCACUCCUACUCAUCUCUCUCUUUUUCACAAAAAGUCGCCCACCAGCUUCUCAUUUGAUUGUCCAGAAGACAAGAACCACUAGCUAGCCACGAAAAGCCAAAUUGAGCCAAUUAAUUAUGAAGCAUCUCUAACCCAAAUCACUAACAAAUCCCGAACUUUAGUUAGUUUAUAAAUGAACCGUUGACCAUCUUGUAAGUGAAGAUAUUAGAUCAAAACCAGCCAACUAGAUCGCUUAGUGCGCAGUACAGCUUCUCCUUUCACCAAAUGAUAUGCCAAAAAUCCAUAAUCUAUCUCAAAUAAUAUCAUAAACCAACUUUUCUCAAUACUUCGAGUUGUUCAUAUAUGAAUCUUAACCAUUAUAUACCUUAAGACAACAAUUAAUAUUAGGGAUCGUGAGCAUUUGAACAUGUGACCUCAAUAACAAACCAACUCAGAUACUAUGUUAUAAACUAACCGAUCCCAAUAAUUCGAGUUGGAAGAGAUCCAUGUAUGAAUUUUAAAUAUUCUCUUACAAAUAAGAUUUGGAAACCUUAAAUUUAUGCUCAAAAUAGAGUAUUCUAAUUGGCAGAACCAUAUCGAACCGAAUUUAAUAUGGCCCGAUCUUUGGUCCCGAAUUGGCAUUUGGACAAAGAUCAAACCUGGCUGAAUGUACUAUUUGAUCCGACUUGGUUCUAAAAUAUCUGUCAUAAUCAGACUACAAUUUUCAUCAGUUUAAUCAGCUCGCGGUUGCACACCUUACAUACUCCCAUAUAGUUCUAAUCCUUCCCCACGAUUUUGCUACAUUAAUGUGCCAAUGUUAUCAUCCAACAAAAAAUGUUCCAAUCGUCUCAGCAGUAUCAAUCAAGCUAUAGCUAACCAAUGUGCUUUUUCAUGAUCAUAUAUGCACACAAAAGUCAGACUUUUCAUUAAUAUUCUUCACCUAAACUUCCUUAAUUAUGACGACUGGGUUGGAACAACACGGCCAGUAGGCUAAGUGGGUAGAACAUGUACAACAUCCCAAAAGGAAAUGGCCCCAUUCUCCAUCUAAAUUGUAGAAUGACGUUAAUUCUUAAUUGGUCAUGACUUGGAUGAAAAGCGAAUCAAUCCCCUCUGGCCACCACCAUUGGAUGAGGCAGCCAUUUUGGCUAUGUCGGAGAAAAAAUAUUAAAUAUUGGGAAAGUAGAUACAAAAAUAAAAUAAAAUUAGAGAAACAUAUCGAAAAUAAUCAUUUGCGAGUAUGAAAAAAGAAAAAAAAUUGCAACUUUUUCAUGAUAUGAAAAUUGAAAAUGAGACACAAUAAAACUUGGUAUUGGUUGUUCUUUUUAUGAAUGAAUUACUCUGUUUCCAAUUUUGAAAAUUGUAUAUUUUUUUUAUAUAUAUCAUAUAAAAGGAAACACCCAAUUCAAUCUUUCUGACUCCUUCACUAUAACAACCUGUAAUAACUUCAAACCCAAGCCAACAUUACACCAAGAAUAUCGAUCACCAUCCAUAUAACGAUUCUCUCUCUAUAUAAGCAAACCCAAUAAGCACUACUUCUCCACCAAACCAACAACAAUGGAAGCCAAAGCACCAUCAUCAACCCUACUAGCUCUCUCCUUCCUCCUCCUCUUCAUCUCCUUCCUCUCCCAUUCUCAAGCUUCCCACGGCAACCACAUUCGAAAACCCCGUCCCAAGCCAUGCAAGGAAAUGGUGUUCUACUUCCACGACAUCAUCUACAACGGCAGGAACAUGAAGAACGCCACGUCAGCGAUCGUCGGAGCCCCAGCUUGGGGCAACAUGACCAUAUUGGCCGGUCAGAACCACUUCGGCGAUGUGGUCGUGUUCGACGAUCCCAUCACGUUGGACAACAACUUGCGCUCGCCGGCGGUGGGGCGAGCCCAGGGGAUCUACUUGUACGACAAGAAGGAGAUAUUCACGUCGUGGCUGGCGUUCUCGUUCGUGUUCAACUCGACGGAGCACGUCGGGACGCUGACGUUCGCCGGAGCCGACCCGCUGAUGAACAAGACGAGGGACGUGUCGGUGGUGGGAGGCACGGGGGAUUUCUUCAUGGCCAGAGGGGUUGCUACGCUGAUGACGGAUGCUUUUGAAGGGGAGGUUUACUUUCGGCUAAGGGUUGAUAUUAAGCUUUACGAGUGCUGGUAAAAAAAAAAAAAAAAAAAAAAAAGGGAAAGGUUUUCGCCUUUUCGGGCCGGCUUGUUUGCGUAUUUUGGGCCGAAUGGGCCCAAAAGAUUGCUUGAGCAGAUUUUUCUCUGUGUCUUUUUCGAUUCUUGGCCCAAUUCUCAUGGUGAGUUAUUGGUCCGCGGCAGGUGUUUUUUUUUAUUUUCUUUUCUGUUUGGAAUGCUUAGCACGUGAUGAUUGUGAAGCUGUUCAAUUUCAUUAUGAGGAAUGAAGAAUGUUAACUUUUUUUUUUUUGUUUAUUUGAUUGUUUGGUUAAGAUUGUAUUUAUAUAUGUAUUCGUUGGAAGUUUUUUUUUGUUGUUAUGAAUGAUGUAUAUUAUAUGUAUUUUUUUAAUGAUUGUAUAAUCUCAAAAGCUGAAAUAGUUGAAAUUAUUUUCUCCUUUAUUGUUCCGAUUUUAUGGCAUGAUACUUCUAUUUACAGGUGACUUGACCUUUUUAAAAAUUUAUUGACAAACAAAUAAAUCUAACAUUAUAAUCUUACAAUGCAACCUUUAUAAUCUUACAUGGUAAGUGUGGUAAUAAAUAUAGAUCAUUGAUAUUUCAUGAAAUGUGGAAAAGCCUCCUUGUUUUGCCUUGCAGUUCUUGGCGAUCCGGAGAUGCAGCCCUUGGCGAGGAUCCGGAUAGGAGAGCUUGAAGACUGGUGUAUUCUAACUCUCUGCCUCCGCCGGCCGUCCGGUUAUUCUGCUCGGUUCUCGUGGUAAUCGGCGAGAAGUGCGUGGCGAUCGGCUCGGGACGAGAUGUUUCAGUGGUUGUUUCCUCCUCAUCUUGCCUUCCGGGUCUGGUGGGUACCCAAACAAUUCCUUGGCUCACGGCGACGCUCAAAGGAUGGGUGGCGGCGACUUGUCGGGAGCGGUGGUGGUGCUUGCAGCGGCGGUGGAUGUUCAGAGGGGGCACGUUGGCGACUAGGGUUUGGGAAUGCUCUUGUUCGGGCUUUUUCUUUUCCUUUCUGCUUUUGUUGCUUGUACACUUCCUUUGUGAGCUCGGCCCAGUCGUUUAUCCUAAUGAACUCAUCUUUAAAAAAAAAAAAAAAAAAAAAGAACACUGGUAUCUAGCUACAGAAAACUACUCACCGGUCGCCACCUACCAAUCAUAUCUCAGAGCUGUGUGUGUUUUUCCCCCUUCUAUCUUGAAUCAUCCACCUACCACGAUCUCAUUCUCAUCUUCUAACAUGUGCUAUUACUGGUCCUCAGUCCUCACCUACCUACUAUUAUGAAUUUACAUUCCCACGUACAAAAAGACAACACAGAAAAGGAUAAAUAAAAGCAGCAACCCAGAACUUUUUCUGAUACUGAUAGCAGGAACCCAAAACUUAUCUUCAGUUCAUCCAAUCUGGCUAUAGUACUAACAGGGUUUUGUUAGCACUGAUAGCACGUAUUAACAAGUUCCUAUUACUGAGAAAUUUUAUAAUACUAUAUAGUAUUUGUGUUAUAGGUUUUUACUUUUAUGGUACAACUUAAAAUUGUACAUUUAUGUUAUUGUACAACUUCAUAUUGAUCCUGUACUUUUUGUACAAAUUCUUUUAUGGUACAACUUGAACUUGUACCUUUAUGUGAUGGUACAACUUCAAAUUGUAAAGUUGUACCAUAACAUAAGGGUACAAAUUGCUUUAUGGUACAACCUAAACAUUAUACAUUUAAUGUUAUGAUACAACUUUAAGUUGUACAUUAAAAUACCAAUACUAUAUAGCAUAGUAGAAGUGCUCCCUAUUACUACCAUAUUGUAUGGUGAGUAACAUUUUGGAGCAAAUAAACGCGAGAGUGAUGAAUCGCAAUACGAUUAUUGUCUGAUUGCCAUUCAUGAUCGUAACGGUCGUUUAUAUUUUGUUUGAUUUUACUUAUCAUAAUUUUUUUUAAGUAAUAACGCAAAUGGUUUUGCAUUUUGUGAAAUAUUAUUUGAAUAAAUAUUGACGGUUUGC
This is a messenger RNA of Linum trigynum, 4120 nucleotides long. The record is from the annotation of a GenBank genome assembly. NCBI's taxonomy places the organism in Eukaryota, Viridiplantae, Streptophyta, Magnoliopsida, Malpighiales, Linaceae.